Molecule: messenger RNA, 1777 nt
Organism: Megalops cyprinoides (Indo-Pacific tarpon)
Lineage: Eukaryota; Metazoa; Chordata; Actinopteri; Elopiformes; Megalopidae
Gene: dnpep
Product: aspartyl aminopeptidase
Exons: 15
Coding region: 167-1594 (475 amino acids)
Biological process (GO): proteolysis
Molecular function (GO): zinc ion binding; aminopeptidase activity
Source: RefSeq, a predicted model, not a curated record
CACCUUAUUGAUACACAGAUCUGUGAAUCUACGUAGAAGUUUGCGCAUCGGUACGCCCUGAGGCACAACCUGUGCUCUUUAGAGGUAGCUGUUUGUCAGCUAUCUGACGUGACUGCUCACUUUCUGUUUCGCAGACAGCGACAAGAUUGUGCCUGGUGCACUGCUCAUGCAGUGGAUGAUCAUGAAGAGCUCGAAGGAAGCCGUGCAGAACGCCGCUAAGGAGUUUCUCCACUUCGUCAACCGUGGAGUGUCGCCGUAUCACGUGGUGGAGGAGUGCAAGUCUCGCCUGCUCGGGGCUGGCUUUAAGGAGCUAAAGGAGUCUGAUCACUGGGACAUCAAGCCAGCCAGUAAGUACUUUGUGACCAGGAACUACUCCACCAUCGUCGCGUUCGCGGUGGGCGGCCUGUACCAGCCGGGUAAUGGCUUCACCAUGAUCGGAGCUCACACCGACAGCCCGUGUCUGAGGGUGAAGCCUCGCUCAAAGAAGACACGCCAGGGCUGUCUGCAGGUCGGGGUGGAAUGCUAUGGAGGGGGUAUCUGGAACACCUGGUUCGACCGGGACCUGACUAUUGCUGGUCGUGUCAUGGUCAAGAGCGGUGACCACCUGGUCCAGCGUCUGGUCCAUGUGUCCCGACCCAUUCUCAGGGUACCCCACCUGGCCAUUCACCUGCAGAGGGACAUCAAUGACUCCUUCGGCCCCAACAAGGAGAACCACCUUGUACCUAUCCUGGCCACAGCGGUUCAGGAGGAGUUGGAGACUGGCUGCUCUUCCUCUGGAGAUGCCUGCAAUGCCACCACCACAGCGGAGAAGCAUCACCCGGCUCUGAUCCAGACUCUGUGCACUGAGAUGGCGGUGAAGCCCGAGGAGCUGCUGGACUUUGAGCUGUGUUUGGCUGACACGCAGCCUGCUGUGCUGGGAGGAGUUUAUGAGGAGUUUAUCUUUUCACCUCGUCUGGACAACCUGCAUAGCUGCUACUGUGCCCUGCAGGGCUUGAUGCAGUCCUGCAGCUCAGCUGACUCUUUGGACAAAGAAUCUAACAUCCGCAUGGUGACGCUGUAUGACAAUGAGGAGGUGGGCUCGGAGAGUGCCCAGGGCGCCAUGUCGAACCUGACUGAGCUGAUCCUCCGUCGUCUGGCCUCUUCGCCCCAGAACCUCACCGCCUUCCAGGAGGCUGUGCCCAAAUCUUUCAUGAUCAGCGCAGACAUGGCCCAUGCACAGCACCCCAACUACCAAGAAAAACAUGAGGAGAACCACAGACCAGCCUUCCACAAGGGCCCGGUCAUCAAGUUCAACAGCAACCAGCGCUACGCCACCACCGCCGUGACGGCCUCCCUGCUGAGAGAGAUCGCCGCGCGGGUGGGCGUGCCUCUCCAGGACGUGAUGGUGAGGAACGACAGUCCGUGCGGGACCACGAUCGGACCCAUCCUGGCGGCCCGGCUCGGCAUGCCGGUUCUGGACCUGGGCUCGCCCCAGCUGGCCAUGCACUCCAUCCGGGAGAUGUGCUGCACCUCCGGGGUGCUGCAGACCACCUCGCUCUUCCAGGGUUUCUUCGAGCACUUCCCAGCCGUGCGGAGCUUGCUGACGGUGGACUAGUGGGCGGACGUUUGAAAACCUGGUGUGUCUGUCUCUGAUCACACAGCGCGGAUGCUGUCCUUUUUAAGAUCCCCUGACUGCGGUCGGCACUGUCAUUUUCCCCACCCCACCCCCGCUAAAACAGGGGGCUGGAGAGUUGGAAGGUUCAAGAAGUUUAAUGUGAUGGUAAAUAAAAGAACAAAA